CUCCUGUUACUUCACACCGACUCAGUGCAACUUCAGGCUUUGCUCACCUAAGAAGCAGAACGUUCUGUCAGUUUUCUUAAGUAUUUCUUCAGAUCAUUCAAAGAGGAAGGUUUGACAGCACCCCCUUUUCUUAUGAUUUUCAAGACACUUCUCUGAUAGCGCAUUUUUCUUUGGGAGCGUUCCGGGCUGCACUGGAUAGUUCUAGACAAGAGUAAAGUCAGCGCUGAAGUUGAACGUAAAUUGUUUAUUCUACGAUGACAGCCAGAAUUGUUUCACAAUUAUUUAAGUACGGCGAACAUUUUACCACACAAGCAUAUCACAGAAUUUUGUGCACAAAAAAAGUCCUGAGCACAAAUCUCCAGACUUCUUGGUCUAGGGCUCUCCAUGUAGAUGCUGUGCCAAGCACACCUACACUCACUACAAGCUAUGUGCACGGCACCUCAGAGGUCUCCCUGCUCAACAGCACCCUGGGACAGUGCCUAGAUCAGACUGCAGAGCGAUGUCCUGACCGAGAGGCUGUGGUCUUCCCACGCGAUGGCAUCCGAAAGACAUUUGCACAAUUCAAACAGGACGUCGACCAGGUGGCAGCUGGGCUCCUAGCUUUUGGACUGAAGAGAGGAGACAGGCUUGGUUUCUGGGGACCUAACAGUUAUGAGUGGAUACUAUUCCAAUUUGCAACAGCACAAGCAGGGAUCAUACUGGUUUCCGUUAAUCCAGCAUACCAGCUGCAUGAGGUGGAGUUUGCCUUGAGAAAGGUGCAGUGCCAAGCGGUGGUUUGCCCAACCCAGUUUAAAACCCAGCAGUAUUAUGAAAUGCUGAAGAAGAUCUGUCCAGAGCUGGAGAAUGCCACUCCUGGCAACCUGAAAAGCAAGAGGCUUCCGGAUCUUCACACUAUCAUCGUGUCGGAUAACAAGCUGCCUGGAGCUUUCAGCAUGGUGGAUGUGAGGCAGGCAGGCACAAGCACAAACAUGCAAGAGCUGCGAGCCCUUCAGAAGAAGCUGUGUUGCGACGACCCCAUUAACAUCCAGUAUACCUCGGGCACAACAGGGAGCCCGAAAGCUGCGACACUCACACACCACAACAUUGUGAACAACGCCAACUUCAUUGGCAAACGGAUGGGCUAUCAUUGGAGGGAUGUGCGAGUGUGUCUGCCUGUGCCGCUGUACCACUGCUUCGGCUCAGUGGGCGGCUCAGUGACCACUGCCAUCUUCGGCAGCACCCUCGUGUUCCCCUCCUCAGGCUUCGAUGGGCAGGCUUGUCUGGAAGCCAUCCAGAAAGAGAGGUGCACUUUUAUCUACGGGACCCCGACAAUGUUCAUCGACAUGCUGAAGCAGGCAGAAGCCAACAGCUUUGACUUGUCUUCGCUGGAAGGAGGAGUCAUGGCUGGGUCUUUUUGUCCUCCAGAGAUUGUAAAAAAAUGCAUGGCAGUAUUCAACAUAGAAGAUUUAUCGAUCGGUUAUGGCACAACGGAAAACAGCCCUGUGACAUUUUUAAACUUCCCAAAAGACACCGCGACUCGGAAGACAGAGACCGUGGGAUGCGUCAUAAAUCACACUGAGGCCAAAAUUGCAGACCCCCAGACUGGAAAGAUCAUGCCUCUGGACACCCUGGGAGAGCUGUUGAUCAGGGGCUACUGUGUGAUGCUGGGGUAUUGGAACGACCAGGAGAAGACCAGGGAGUGCAUCACCAGCAGUGGCUGGUACAAGACUGGUGACAUCGCCAGGUUAGAUAAGUACGGCUACUGCAGGAUCGAAGGCCGCAUGAAGGACAUGAUCAUCCGAGGAGGGGAGAACAUUUACCCCGCAGAAAUCGAGCAGUUCCUCCACACCCACCCCAAAGUGAUGGAGGCCCAGGUGAUUGGUGUGAAGGACGAGAGGAUGGGAGAGGAGGUGUGCGCUUGUAUCAAGCUAAAGGAAGGACAGGAGUGCACACCAGAGGAAAUCAGGGUGUUCUGUAAGGGCCAGAUAUCACAUUUCAAGAUACCACGAUAUGUGAUUUUUGUGCAGGACUACCCCCUCACUGUUUCUGGAAAGAUACAGAAGAAUAAACUGAGGGACAGAACUGAAAAAGAGCUGGGACUCUGAAAAAUCCUAAACUGUCCAUGUGUUAGGGGGGAAAAGGGAGUGAGGGGAGUUUCUUACUGUGCAUUUUUAUUUCCUCUGAGACAAUCAACACUUCUUUUGAUUUUAAAAGGCAUUUUUCUGUCUUCCACAAUGACAUCAUUCUGGGGCUUUGAUUUUAACAGAAGCACAGGUCUAAAGGAUGUCUGUUAAACCUCUGGAUGCUUUCUAUCAUUGUACACAGGUAGCAAAGAAGAAAUCAGGUUUGAGGUGUAUCUUAAAUGAAUUGAGGUGUAUCAGGGGUGUCAUACCUGUGAACUUUAUACUGACAUAUUUACUCACAGUACCCACACAAACAUUUAUGUAAUCAUUUGAAUAAGAUAGGAAUGUAUGCGAAAUUUCAAAAAAUACUGUAAGUACAAAUAAGAAAUAAAAAGCAUAAAAAACAAUGUAUAUGAAAUGUACUUGGCAUUAUUAUCUGAAAUAAAAUGUCAGUAUUAUCAAGGCAA
Messenger RNA from Lepisosteus oculatus (spotted gar), 2569 nucleotides. RefSeq names its product acyl-CoA synthetase family member 2 (gene acsf2). Gene Ontology annotation, molecular function: medium-chain fatty acid-CoA ligase activity. The record is from RefSeq and is a predicted model, not a curated record. Gene Ontology annotation, biological process: fatty acid metabolic process. Lineage: Eukaryota; Metazoa; Chordata; Actinopteri; Semionotiformes; Lepisosteidae.